Molecule: messenger RNA, 482 nt
Organism: Dama dama (fallow deer)
Lineage: Eukaryota; Metazoa; Chordata; Mammalia; Artiodactyla; Cervidae
Product: NADH dehydrogenase [ubiquinone] 1 alpha subcomplex subunit 5-like
Exons: 2
Coding region: 1-258 (85 amino acids)
Biological process (GO): respiratory electron transport chain
Source: RefSeq, a predicted model, not a curated record
AUGGCAGGCUUGCUGAAGACCACUGACCUUGUGGGAUUAGCUGUAUGUAAGACUCCAUAUGAGAGGCUAAAAAUAUUCCCGGUUAAAGCGGAACCAGAUGUUAAAAAUCUAGGAGAGCAACUUCAGGGUGGCCAAAUAGAAAAGGUGAUUCUUCAAGCCGAAAAGGAACUAAGGCUGACAAGAAAACUGGUUCAGUGGAAACCAUGGGAUCCUUUAGUGAAAGAGCCUCCUGCCAACCAAUGGAAAUGGCCAGUAUAAACAGCCUUCAGUGACCUGUGUGUUGAUAGGAAACUGAUAUAAUUAAAUAUUUUUUAUAUUAAAAAAAUACCAAUUAUUAGCUCUACAACGUACAAAAACACAAUUGUUUUGAAGGCCUUUGAGAGUGACCUAAAGCAGGAAGAACUACAUCUCAUGAAAGAUAGAGACCACACUGAGUGAGGGCCACUUUUAUCCAGCUUUUCCUUCAUAGGCACUCUUAGUCC